GUUCCAGUCACAGUGACAGGGCUGUCGUCUACUGAAGCAAGAAGAAGCCUGCGCGUCGAAUAACAAGCCUGUCGCUAGGAGCAAGCAUCUCCGCAGAGCUCUGUGAAAGGGGUGGGUUGUGCGAGGGGAUUCCUCAUUCCAGCGACUUUCUGACGCGCAUCUGACAAGCGUACGAGCCGCCUUCUAACGCGAGCGAAAGCAGGGAGUACAGCAAAGCAAAGCUAGCACAGGCAAGAAGCUGCAGCAAUGGCAGGAAAGGGAGAGGGUCCCGCUGUCGGGAUCGAUCUUGGCACCACAUACAGUUGUGUUGGUGUGUGGCAGCAUGAUCGUGUUGAGAUCAUUGCCAACGACCAGGGAAACAGGACAACACCCUCCUAUGUCGCCUUCACAGAUACUGAGAGGUUGAUUGGUGAUGCCGCCAAGAACCAGGUUGCCAUGAACCCCACCAACACCGUGUUUGAUGCCAAGCGGUUGAUUGGCAGGAAGUUCUCUGAUCCCUCUGUUCAGAGUGACAUCAAGUUGUGGCCUUUUGAGGUUGUUCCUGGGGCCGCUGACAAGCCCAUGAUCAACGUCAUGCACAAGGGGGAGAAGAAGCAGUUUGCUGCAGAAGAGGUGUCCUCCAUGGUGUUGGUGAAGAUGAAGGAGAUUGCCGAGGCCUACCUGGGAAGCACAAUCAAGAACGCCGUUGUUACAGUCCCCGCCUACUUCAAUGAUUCUCAAAGACAGGCCACGAAGGAUGCAGGUGUCAUCGCUGGUCUGAACGUCAUGCGUAUCAUCAACGAGCCGACGGCAGCCGCGAUCGCCUAUGGCUUGGACAAGAAGUCUACCAGCCAAGGAGAGAAGAACGUCAUGAUCUUUGAUUUGGGGGGUGGUACAUUCGAUGUGUCCCUGCUGACAAUCGAGGAGGGUAUCUUUGAGGUCAAGUCCACGUCAGGAGAUACACAUCUGGGAGGAGAGGAUUUCGACAACAGGAUGGUCAACCACUUUGUUCAGGAGUUCAAGAGGAAGUACAAGAAGGAUAUUAGUGGUAACGCCAGGGCUCUGAGGAGGCUGAGGACGUCAUGCGAGCGCGCUAAGCGGACCCUGUCUUCUACAGCUCAGACCACCAUCGAAAUCGACUCACUGUUCGAGGGGAUUGACUUCUACUCAACCAUUACCAGGGCCAGAUUCGAGGAGUUGAACAUGGACAUGUUCAGGAAGUGCAUGGACCCCGUCGAGAAGUGCUUGAGGGACGCCAAGAUGGACAAGGCCCAGGUGCACGAGGUCGUCCUGGUCGGUGGCUCCACCCGUAUCCCCAAGGUCCAGCAGCUGCUCCAGGACUUCUUCAAUGGCAAGGAGCUGUGCAAGAGCAUCAACCCCGACGAGGCUGUUGCCUACGGUGCUGCCGUCCAGGCCGCUAUCCUCAGCGGUGAGGGCAAUGAGAAGGUGCAGGACCUGCUGCUCCUCGACGUCACCCCCUUGUCCCUGGGUCUGGAGACCGCUGGCGGUGUCAUGACCGUCCUGAUCCCCAGGAACACCACCAUCCCCACCAAGAAGGAGCAGGUCUUCUCCACCUACUCUGACAACCAGCCCGGCGUGCUCAUUCAGGUCUAUGAGGGUGAGAGGUCAAGGACAAGGGACAACAACCUCCUGGGCAAGUUCGAGCUUUCUGGCAUCCCCCCCGCUCCCCGUGGUGUGCCCCAGAUCAACGUCUGCUUCGAUAUUGAUGCCAAUGGUAUCCUGAACGUGUCUGCUGAGGACAAGACGACCGGACAGAAGAACAAGAUCACCAUCACCAAUGACAAGGGCAGGCUGAGCAAGGAGGAGAUUGAGAAGAUGGUCCAGGACGCUGAGAAGUACAAGGCAGAGGAUGAGGAGCACAAGAAGAAGGUUGAGCACAAGAAUGCCCUUGAGAACUAUGCCUACAACAUGAGGAACACCAUCAAGGACGACAAGAUUGCCGGCAAGAUCGACGCCGCCGACAAGGAGAAGAUCGAGACGGCUGUCGAUGGUGUCAUCGAGUGGCUCGACCAUAACCAACUGGCGGAGGCUGACGAGUUCGAGGACAAGAUGAAGGAGCUCGAGGGCAUCUGCAACCCCAUCAUCUCCAAGAUGUACCAGGGUGGCGGUGCUGCCCCUGGCGGAGGUGCUGAGUACGAUGAUGGUGCUGAUGCUGGCGCCCAUGCCGGCUCCACUGGUCCUGGCCCCAAGAUCGAGGAGGUCGACUAGAUUCGCUGUUAGACGCAGACUGUAGUGUUUGGGUAGAGUCAUGAGUAUGGACUGAUUGCAAGAACGUAAUAAGCGCGCGCACAGUGACAGCUUUUGCACUGUACGGACAGUUGCCUGGCCCCAUAGUAAUUGUUGCAAUCCACAGUCGCAAGGUGUUGUGACCGUCCACCUCUUCAUGUGAUUGUUGCUUGUCUAGGUCCGGAACUUCGUUGGGAUACGAUUCAUGUGCAUG
Messenger RNA from Klebsormidium nitens, 2440 nucleotides. The record is from the annotation of a GenBank genome assembly. NCBI's taxonomy places the organism in Eukaryota, Viridiplantae, Streptophyta, Klebsormidiophyceae, Klebsormidiales, Klebsormidiaceae.